Molecule: messenger RNA, 753 nt
Organism: Brassica napus (rape)
Lineage: Eukaryota; Viridiplantae; Streptophyta; Magnoliopsida; Brassicales; Brassicaceae
Product: coniferyl alcohol acyltransferase-like
Exons: 1
Coding region: 1-753 (250 amino acids)
Molecular function (GO): acyltransferase activity, transferring groups other than amino-acyl groups
Source: RefSeq, a predicted model, not a curated record
AUGUACAUGCCUGUAACGUCGUUGCCCCUUCCACAAGAAACCACAAACCCGGACAAUAUCCUCACAAGCCGUAUCUAUUACAUCAAAGCAGAUGUCGUGCAAGACCUCCAAACUCAGGCUGGCAAUGGUAAGAGGACGAAACUCGAGUCCUUCAGCGCGUUCUUGUGGAAACUCGUGGCUAAACACGCCGCAACAACAGAUUCAAAAGUCCCGAACUUGAAGUCCAAAUUUGGCAUAGUUGUUGACGGAAGAAAGAAACUUACGGAGCAAGAAACCAGUCCUUACUUCGGGAACGUCCUCUCGGUCCCAUUCGGUGAGCAAAGAAUCGAUGACUUGACCCACAAGCCAUUGUCUUGGGUUGCUGACGAAGUGCACAAGGUGUUGGAGAGUUCAGUGACCAAAGACCAUUUCUUGAAUUUGAUUGAUUGGAUCGAGAUUCGCCGUCCGGUCCCGGUUGUAUCAAGGAUAUACGGAGCAGGAUCCGAAGAUGGACCCGCUUUCGUAGUCUCCUCGGGGAAGAGUUUUCCGGUGACUCGAAUUGAUUUCGGGUGGGGCUCGCCGGUUUUUGGAUCGUAUCAUCUCCCACUAGGAAGCAGAACUGGAUACGUGAUGACAAUGCCGAGUCCUGUGGUGGAUAACAGCGCUGGAGAUUGGAUAGUUUACUUACAUCUUGAGAAAGGACAGUUGAAAUUUAUCGAACAAGAGGCUCCUCAUGUGUUUAAGCCAAUAGACAAUGAUUAUCUCAAGAUUUGA